Molecule: messenger RNA, 1515 nt
Organism: Purpureocillium lilacinum
Lineage: Eukaryota; Fungi; Ascomycota; Sordariomycetes; Hypocreales; Ophiocordycipitaceae
Biological process (GO): transmembrane transport
Cellular component (GO): membrane
Molecular function (GO): transmembrane transporter activity
Source: RefSeq, a predicted model, not a curated record
AUGUUCAACUUUGGGCGCGACAAGGAGGUCGAGGACCGCCGUGAGGGCGAGGCCCAGAAUGCCUCGGCCACGGAUCUCGAGACGGUGGUCCAGCACAAGACCUUUAUGGAGGCCGCCAUGCCCGUAUUUGCCUGCGGCGCUGGUCUCUUCUCCGACGGCUACAUCAACAACGUCAUUGGCUCGGUCAACACCGUCCUCAAGCUGCAGUACGGCGACGUGUACAAGAACUCGCAAGCCGCCAAGUACGUCGCCGACAUCGCCUUUGCCGGUACCGUCGUCGGCCAGCUCAUCUUUGGCUUCACCUCGGACUACUGGUCGCGCAACAACUCGCUGCUGCUGUCGACCAUCAUCCUCAUCGUCUUCACGGCCCUCGCCACGGGCUCCUACUACAAGGGCGAGCCGGUCGGCAUGUUCAACAUGCUGACGGCGUGGCGCUUCUUUGUCGGCGUGGGCAUUGGCGGUGAAUACCCGGCUGGUAGUGUGGGUUGCGCAGAGUCGAGCGGAGAGCUCAAGAAGGGCACCCGUAACCGAUGGUUCAUCUUGUUCACCAACAGCAUGAUUGACCUUGGCUUCGUCUUUGGCGCAUUUGUUCCUUACGUCGUCGCCGCUGCGGCUCACAACGGACACUACAGCACGAUCUGGCGCGUCUCCCUCGGCAUCGGCGUCGUCUUCCCUCUCGUCCUGUUCGUCCUGCGUCUGCGCCUCAAGGAGCCCGAGGAGUUUGCCAAGGAGUCGAUGCGCCGCCAGACGCCAUACUGGCUGGUGCUCAAGUUCUAUUGGCCUCGCCUGCUCUGCGUCAGCCUCAUCUGGUUCCUCUACAACUUCAGCUCCUACGCCUUCGGCAUCUACUCGUCGUCCAUCCUCAGCGGCAUCUACGGCGACGACGCGCCGCUCACCACCGUCUUCGGCUGGAACACCGUCAUCAACAUCUUCUACCUCCCGGGCACCCUGAUCGGCGCCUUCGUCUCCGACUGGAUCGGUCCCAAGUACACCCUCAUCCUCGGCGUCUCCACGCAGGCCGUCGUCGGCUACAUCCUCGCGGGCGUGUACAACAAGAUCUCGACGCAGAUCGCCGCCUUCGCCAUCGUGUACGGCAUCUUCAUGUCCCUCGGCGAGCUUGGCCCCGGCAACAACAUUGGCCUCCUGGCGGCCAAGACGUGCGCGACGGGCGUCCGCGGUCGGUACUACGGCAUCGCUGCCGCCGUGGGCAAGAUUGGCGCCUUUGUCGGCACCUGGGUCUUUCCGUAUAUCCAGAAGGCGGGCGGCAACGAGACGGAGUCGGCGCAGUAUCCGUUCUGGGUCGCGUCGAGUCUAGCGCUGCUGUCGGCGAUUAUUGCCUUCUUCUUCAUUCCCAAUAUCGGCCAGGAUACCAUCACCCAUGAGGAUAAGCGCUUCCGCGAUUACCUCGAGAGCCAGGGCUGGGAUACGGCCCAGCUGGGUUUCCACAAGGAUAACUCCAAUGUGGCGGAUUUUACUGAGACCGAUGUCGUGCCGGAAAAGGCCGUCAAGAACUAG